AUGACGUCUUUCACAGAGGCAGCACCCCACGUUCCCAUCCCCAAGAACGGGGUGGACUAUCGAGGCAAGAUCGUGCUUGCACCGAUGGUCCGCUCCGGAGAGACUCCAUCACGUAUCGUUUCCCUCAAGUAUGGCGCAGACCUGGUAUGGGGUCCGGAGACCGUCGAUCGCGCUAUCAUCGGCGCAAAACGUCGCAUUAACCCCCGCAACUCGAUGAUCGAAUAUACCCGUAUCCCGUCGAACGGCGGCCAGCCGAACAAACCAGCUCAGGAGUCGGUACUGUAUAGGAUUGAUCCUGUACGAGAAAGGGGCAAAUUGAUUUUCCAACUGGGCACCGCAAAUCCGUCGUUAGCAGUGGAAGCCGCAAAAGUCGUUGCGGCGGACGUCUCGGGCAUCGACGUAAACUCCGGCUGUCCAAAACCCUUCAGCACGAGCGGUGGGAUGGGCGCCGCACUCCUGCAAACUCCGGACCGCCUCGUUUCGAUUCUUGAAGCGUUAGUCGAGGAGAUAGGGAAGCCCUAUGAAAUCGGAAUUUCCGUAAAGAUCCGCCUCCUCGCGGAGCCCGAGCGGACCGAAGCUCUCGUUACUCGACUUUGUAGAACUGGAAUUACUGGUCUUACUGUGCACUGCCGGACGACGCCCAUGCGUCCUCGCGAGGCCGCCAUCCGUGAACAGUUGCCAAUGAUUGCCUCCAUUUGCCGAAAAGCAGGCGUGGCAUGCCUGAUGAACGGAGAUGUGAGAUCCCGAGACGAGGCAAUGAAGCUUAUCCGCGAAUACGGUGUCGACGGCGCCAUGAUUGCCACCUCUGCAGAGUCCAACUUUUCAUGUUUUCGCUCACAGGCCGACGGUGGCCUGGAGCACUGGCGAGAUCUCGUCCGAUCCUACAUGGAGGCUGCGCUCCAAUGUGAAAAUAGAUGGGGAAACACCAAGUAUCUGCUUAAUCAGCUCGUUCCCGGUAAAGACAAAGCCUUUGCGGAGUCGAAAAGAUCCAAAACGUACGAAGAUUGUGUAACGGUGCUAGGAUUUGAAGAUCUAAUCCCCAUGGCGAAACAUGUUGACGAGAUAAUCGGAACCGCCAAACGUGCAGCCGAAAGAGCCGAGUCGAACAAAAGCCUAGCCGUCCUGAAAGCUAUCGAGGGAAAUACCGCAAAGGCCGCCGGCGGCGGAGGAAUUGGGAAGGGCAACAGUCCAAAGCUGUCCACUCAGGUUAACGUAGCCGGUGGAACCGGCCCUAUUCGGACAGGCUCAUCUGUCUCUAAACCCACCUCUUCCGCUUCGGUGUCCGCGGAAUCGGCGGUUGCGGAAGUUGGGGCCAAAGUGGCAGAUGGCACGCAUGUUCCCCCCAGCCCGCUGACCUUAUAA
Coccidioides posadasii C735 delta SOWgp is the source of this 1362-nucleotide messenger RNA. RefSeq lists its product as uncharacterized. Gene Ontology annotation, molecular function: flavin adenine dinucleotide binding; tRNA dihydrouridine synthase activity. Gene Ontology annotation, biological process: tRNA dihydrouridine synthesis. NCBI's taxonomy places the organism in Eukaryota, Fungi, Ascomycota, Eurotiomycetes, Onygenales, Onygenaceae. The record is from RefSeq and is a predicted model, not a curated record. Gene Ontology annotation, cellular component: cytoplasm.